Molecule: messenger RNA, 1566 nt
Organism: Zasmidium cellare ATCC 36951
Lineage: Eukaryota; Fungi; Ascomycota; Dothideomycetes; Mycosphaerellales; Mycosphaerellaceae
Exons: 6
Coding region: 1-1566 (521 amino acids)
Source: RefSeq, a predicted model, not a curated record
AUGAGCCCUGACCACGACACCGCCCUCGAAAACGCAAACCUCAAAGACUUCAUCCUCGUGGAACGCUCACCAACACGCUGGUUUCUCCUCUUCAUCGCCACUUUCGACCUCAACCCCCUCGACGGCGUCCGAAUCCUCGUCAAACAUCUCCCAGAACCCAGCCGGCGGGACUUAUGGAAUUACCAACGAUACGGCACAUGGGUGUUCGAGAUUCAGUCCUCAGAGCUCGAUUUGAUUCCCAUGUCGGUCUUGACCCAGCGGGAUGAUAUCUUCACCGCGAAGCCCUCGGUGGAGAAGUUGAAGGAGUUGAUGGGUGGUGGAUGUUUGUUCGAUGGGUGCGAGGAUGGGCUCGUUACGACAAACGGCGACACGCAGCUUGCGGUCCCAUGGAGAAGGUCCCUGGAGAGAAUCAUUGCGAACGGUCCGGGUCGAGAGGCGAAGACUCUGUGUCCGUUCUGUAUGGGUUGGGAGCUGUUUGAGCGCCAUGAGCAUCUUGCCAACGCAUGGACCAUCGACCGGUAUCCUGUCGAAGUGGAGAGGACACAUCGAGAGGCUAUCAAUGAGAAGCGAGAGCAACUGGGUUGUGAGCGGCUACUGCCCGGGAUCCAGUUAUCAACUCUCACCUUCGGGGUGCAGCGAGCCCGGCCGAACCAUCCAGCUAGAGCGCGAGUGCCUGUUACCAAGACACCAGAACCAGAGCUAUCCACACAUCUGUUCGGAUGGUUCAAGCACGCACAGGAGCGAGUCCUGGGCGAUGGAUGUGCAAUUUGCCGAGAGAAAUUCCAGGACGGGGAAAGCAUAGCCGACUUACCUUCAUCCGGUGCCUUUGCAUUAAAGACUGCGUUGUACUGGCACCGAGGACGAAGCCACGGUAACGUAGUGUCGAUCCGCGAAGCUCCAAAGGUAUUCCAAAACCCCAUCUCCACGUCCAAUGUUGCAGAGUGGCAUAUGUUUCUCGAGCAGGAUUCAAGAAGGCGUCAUACCAGACGGAUCGCCAGGUCACAGGGGCUUCAUGGUGGCCUCAUGGGCACAGAUGUCGCAUUGUACCGUUGCUGGUCGCUGGACAGCCUUGCUCUUGGUGCUUUUGGAUCUUGCCUACAUCGAUCCAUCUGCUAUUUCAAACGUUCCAUACCAAAUGUACACUUCCACAGGGCAGAGGUAUCAUGCUCUUAUCUUGCAGCUCAUCGCGAGGAACAAGCCGUGACAUUCGGUAUUCGGGAUUGCCCGCAUUCGCCACUCUGCACGACAUCUACUCCUGCUGACGUACGAGACUUCAGGCUGGACUUAUCAACAGACGAUGCUGGUCCAAUUGUCUGCCCUCAUGGGUUCCGCCGAGGUCGUAUGCGCAAUGUCGUCGGCACACCCUUGCUAGAAACAGCUGGUCUGGUUGCCGUACAUCUGGGAGUCGUUGGCACAGGGUACUCUCCACAUGACUUCCCGCUCGCACGGGAUGAAGCGCCCGGCUUUCGAAGGGUGCAUGAACAGCCAAGAACAGGACCAACCAGAGGCUCAGCUGUCAAGACUAGCUGCAUCGUAAUGGAGGGUAGGGGAAGCGACCUUGCCUGA